This is a messenger RNA of Odontomachus brunneus, 5412 nucleotides long. Its product is annotated as dual specificity tyrosine-phosphorylation-regulated kinase 2-like. The record is from RefSeq and is a predicted model, not a curated record. Gene Ontology annotation, cellular component: nucleus. NCBI's taxonomy places the organism in Eukaryota, Metazoa, Arthropoda, Insecta, Hymenoptera, Formicidae. Gene Ontology annotation, biological process: peptidyl-serine phosphorylation; peptidyl-threonine phosphorylation. The transcript is spliced from 3 exons. Bases 2695 to 5379 code for a protein of 894 amino acids. Gene Ontology annotation, molecular function: protein serine/threonine/tyrosine kinase activity; ATP binding; protein serine/threonine kinase activity.
AAAGAGAAAGAAAGAAAGAGAGAGAGCAUGGAGGAGUCAGCGCCGGAAGCGGCGUCGCGCUGCCGCGCGUAACCGUAAAGAUCCGUCGCGUACAGUGUACGAUCUCCCCCUAGUUUCCUCUUACCCCUCUCCUACCCCCGUAUCGGGGCAUUAACACGAGAGACCGUCGCCGCACGUUUCGGAGCAGCCGUCGGGGACGACGACGUCGCGCGCGGACGUGCGCGCGCGCACCGUGCGUGUGCAGAGUUCCGCGAGUGUGUGUAUAUGCGCGCGCGCGUAUGUGUACGUGUGUUUGUGAAUGUGCAUGCAGCCGCGUAUGUGCGUGCCUCCUGUGCCGGAUAUCAACCCCGUGAUCAUCGGCGAUCUCCGCGCGACGUUGCGAUCGAGGGGUAGAAAAAGAAUAAACAGGGUGGUGUGGUGAGAAAGAGAAGGAGGAAGAGGAAGAAAGAGCGGCGCGAGGGGAGACGAGUGGACGGACAGUCGUCGGCGAGCAAGCGAAUGCGUGCGUGCGUCGUGUACAGGACAGAGCGAUAUAAAACGAUAGAGAGGGCGCGAAAGAAGGGGAGAUAGGCGCAAGGGGAGGGAAGCAGUUUCACGUGAAGAGAGAGAGAGAGAGAGAGAUAGAGAGAGAGACGAAGGAAACAGCAGACGGCGGACCAGUCGGUGCCGCCAGAAGCGACGAAUUCGACCGGCGUUCCCUUUGUCCUCUCCGAGGGGAACAGGAGACGGCGGGACUCGCGAGCGAGCCGCGAGCAGCUGGCACGAUCAUCCCGUCGUCGGCGAGCGACGCGACGACCUGCCGGCCGGAUUGAUGCCGACAGGACGACGACGACGACGCGACGUCCCGCGCAACCGUCGAGGCGCGGCCGUGCUCGCAUCGACGCCCGAUUCGAUUUUCGUGCGCGCGGAUACGCCGUCGUCUCGCGGUGUCGUGUCGACGUCGGCGACGACGCCGCGCUACAUGGUGUUAUGUCGCCGCAGGUGGCGGAGAUACGCGUGACUCGACGGCGCCGGUGACGAAAAGCGCGCGUUCCCGUCGCAAACAGAGCGGACGAUCGGGAGAGGAGAAUGUAAGUCUCGAGCAGGCAGGAAGAAGAGAAGAGACGGGAGUCUGGACGAUCAUACACAUCGCGAAAAUCAUCAGUGCAUCGGAUAUCCCGCGGAAUUGGUGCGAUAAAGAGGCGGCGGCGGAGGAGGAGGAGGAGGAAGAAGAGGUGGACCGUUCGACCGCGCGACUAUCGUUAUUCGCGUGUCGCGAGUGGAGGUGUUUGCCAAGAGGUCGCUGUGUGCUGCAGGAAGCUGAAGAAUACUACAGAGGAUAUCCAUCUCCGAGAAGAUAGAAAGAGAGACAGGGAACACGUCGAGGACUAAGCUCUGCAUGGUCACCAAGAGACGAGAAACGUCUAUCCGCACCGAGUAAUCGUGGAAUCGAUCGUCGGUGUCAACGACGACGACGACGACGAGGAAUCGCUGGACAACAGCUUCGAGUAUCAUCGCGUAUCAUCGCGUGUCAUACGCUCGGUGAGUCGCACUCGACGAGGGAGUAUUCUCGGUCGCUGACGACGGCGACGUCGAGUCGAAUGGAGCAGCGGCGGCGGCGGUGGCACAGCAACAGCAGACGCGGCGACAACGGCGACCGCGUCGACGACAGCGGAGUCGUCAAACUUGCGCCGGCCCGGUGCCAAUAACCUCCGUUAGCCGCGGAGGUAGUAGCCGCUUCCUCACGCGACGAUGCGUUCGCCCUCGCACGCGCGACAGAUCAUAAAAUUAGAAGACGGCCGUUCGAAGCCGAGAGGAGAGACAUCGUCGGCGAGCGACAUCGCCAUCGUCGGAGGAGGCGAGGAGAAUCGACCGGAAUCGACGGGACCCUGGCGGAUUAAUUAGUCCAUUGAUCGCUGGAGCGCGGCCUGUUGUGUCGACAUACGCGACAACCCCCGAGUGCGCGGUUUCACAAUUCCUCUCUUCUCGCCAAGUGUCUGUCGGCUUCGAGCUUGUCUGCUGCGUGAUCGUACGACCGUCGUCGAGAGAUCGGCCGUGCGAAUUUACGUGAACGUGAUCAACUCGCCCCGUCUCGAGCCGAGUCGGGUGCGAGCGCAACUUCUCUAGUCCGCUGCAUUUACGCGAGAGCUGCCACGUUUCUCGCGGCCCCGAGGAUAUUAUUAGAGGAAUUGAUCCGCGUAGCCACAGCACCCACGUGUGCGAGCCGCUCCGGGACUCCCGGCGCAACGUAUCGUAGUUUCUUGAGAACGGCGAGUCGCUCACUCGUCUAGUGUUAUUUCACCGACUCCGACGAGAGGAGUUCGUUCAACAAGGUAGAAGGAAAGAGAGAGAGAGAGAGAGAUAUAUAUAUAUAUAUAUCAGCACGAAUACGAAAACGGGACUAACGCGUCGUCACGACGAGUCUAAUUUCACUGAAGCCACGGCGAAGGAAAAUCGAGACGUUCCCAUCUCCAAGAGACGCUCAUCUUCACACGGCAGUAUGCCUCACAUCGCCCUGCGGCUGCUCUUCGACGCGUCCGGCGAAAGCGCGAGGAUCGCGGGUGCCAACCAAAAGAGACACUGAUCGCGCAAACCUGUCAGCCCCGCGCGCGUCAACGGAUCCGGAGCGGUGCGCGGGCCCAUCGUUUGCGUGCUCGUGUCCUCGAUGACGAGAGCCUCGGACAGGACAGAUAGAGACGCGACAAAUGGGCACAAAUGAUUAGCUUAGCCCUGUUGGCAAGCAGGAUCGAGAUGCCCCUCUCCAAACCGAAUCCGUUCGUGCCGGCGAGCGCGAUCUCGACGCAGGCAGCGUACAUCUCAAGCAGCGACAGCAGCAACCACCUGCCGCCGAUCGUCAAGGGUACCGGAUUGACCCUCAAGCAGACCGGCGGGGGCGGCAGUGGCGGUGAUCAUCCGGUACCUUACAUCGGCUACCAGAAGCUGCCGUGGAAGCCCGGCGACAGUCUGAGUCUGGGUCUGAGCGCGUACGCGAGUCACAACUCCAGUCAUAACUCGCACUCGCAACCGAACAGCCAGUCGAGCAGUCCGGUGGUGAAGAACGGCCGUUCCGAUGGGAACUCCAGCAGCGAACGCGCGCGCGGCGGUGGCGACGGAGGUGGUGGUGGUGGCGGCGGUGGCAGCGGCGGCGGUGGUGGCGGCGGCGGUGGAGGCGGCGGAGGUGGCGGAGGCGGUAGUGGCGGCGGCAGCGGCGUCGUCGUCAGCGUCAGCAAGCCGAAGACGAUGACCGUCACGCCGGAGAUUGUGAUGAAGCUUUACAUGAACAAGCUGACGCCGUACGAGCACCACGAGAUCUUCAAUUACCAGCAGAUCUACUUCAUCGGCGCGAACGCAAAGAAACGGCCGGGCAUCAUCGGCCGGCCCAACAACAACGAGUACGACAACGAGCAGGGUUCGUACAUCCACGUGCCGCACGAUCACGUAGCGUAUCGCUACGAGGUGCUGCGGGUGAUCGGCAAGGGGUCGUUCGGCCAGGUGGUCAAGGCGUACGAUCACAAGACGCACGAACACGUGGCGCUUAAGAUGGUGCGCAACGAGAAGCGCUUCCACCGCCAGGCGCACGAAGAGAUCCGCAUACUGCGCAAGUUGCGCGAGCAGGACAAAGACAACACCAUGAACAUCAUCCACAUGUUCGACUCGUUCACGUUCCGCUGUCACAUGUGCAUCACCUUCGAGCUGCUCAGCAUCAAUCUGUACGAGCUGAUCAAGAAGAACAACUUCAAGGGCUUCAGCCUGCAACUGGUGCGCAAGUUCUCGCACUCGCUGCUGCUCUGCUUGGACGCGCUUUACAAGAACAAGAUCAUACACUGCGACAUGAAGCCGGAGAACGUGUUGCUCAAGCAGCAGGGACGCAGCGGCAUCAAGGUGAUCGACUUCGGCUCCAGUUGCUACGAGAACCAGCGGGUAUACACGUAUAUACAGAGCCGCUUUUACCGUGCGCCGGAGGUGAUCCUGGGCGCGAGGUACGGCAUGCCGAUCGAUAUGUGGAGCCUCGGCUGCAUCCUCGCGGAGCUCUUCACCGGCUUCCCGCUGCUGCCGGGUGAGGACGAGGCGGACCAACUGGCGUGCAUCAUCGAGAUGCUCGGCAUGCCGCCGCAGAAGUUGCUGCAGACCUCGAAGCGGAUGCGGCAGUUCAUCAGCUCAAAAGGCUACCCCAAGUACUGUACCGCGACGGCGAUGCCAGACGGUACGACAGUAUUGAGCGGGGGUCUCUCGAGACGCGGCAAGUUACGGGGCCCUCCGGGCUCGCACGACCUCGAGCGUGCCCUCAAGGGCUGCGACGACGUGUUGUUCUUGGACUUUCUCAGACGUUGCCUGGUGUGGGACCCGGAGAACCGGAUGACGCCGAACAAGGCGCUGAGGCAUCCGUGGUUGCGUCGCAGGCUACCGAGGCCGCCGGGCGACAAGAACGACACGUUGCCGGCGGUGACGACGGCGCAGCCAGCAACCACUAGUGGCGGCUCCACCCUCAGAACCUCCGCGUCCGGCAGCAGAAGCUCCAGCAAGACCAAUAGCUUACAAAGCGGCAGCAACAACGUCGGCGGCGGCGGCGGCGGCGGCGGCGGCGGUGGAGGUGGCGGAGGUGGAGGCGGUGGUGGCGGCGGCGGCGGUGGCGGUGGUGGUGGUAAGUCGAUCCAGGAGAUGUCCGUCUCCGCGAUUUCGGGCUACGCUUCGAGCUUCGUGGCACCGCCGCCGUUGCAUGGGUCUAAUUGGGCUAACCUGAGCGGCCAUCAGUCGCUCAACUCCGUCGGCGGUAGGAGUUCCAGCAAGACCAACAGUCUGCAGGGCGGCAACGCGAACGACGACGUUCCCGCGAGCAAGACGAGAGAGCAGAGGGACCGCAUACUCGCGGAGGCGUACGCGGGUUACAGUUCGACAUACGUAAACCCGUCCACUUGGGCGAGUCUGAGCGGCCACCACUCGCUCAACUCCGUCGGCGGUGGCAGGAGCUCCAGCAAGACCAACAGCCUGCAGAGCAUCAGCACCGCCGGCGAUAUUAUCUCCGCGAGCAAGACCGGUCAGCAGAGGGACCGCUUGGACGAUCUAUCGAUCGUCAACCCGUACUUGGGCUACGCCUGCGUGUCCGAGUCCCGCUUUCAUAGCAAUCACCGGUCGAAUCAGUCGAGUAGUCAUCAGUCGCUCAACUCCGUCGACGGCGCGACGUCCGGCAAGCAGCGCGUCAGUCGCCAGGUGCACCAGGCGCAACAGCAGCCUCAGCAGCAGCAACAGCAGCAACAACAGCAGCAGCAGCACAACAAUAACGGCUCGCACGGCUCGUCUCACGACAACUACAGCUCCCACGGCUCCUCCGGCAGUUCCAGCCGACUGGUGUUGGCGCUGCACCCUGCGGUUCAGGAGAUUCUUGAAGAGCUCAGACGAUAGGCCCAGACGUGCGGUGCCACCUUUUCUCGCCCA